Molecule: messenger RNA, 472 nt
Organism: Onychostruthus taczanowskii (white-rumped snowfinch)
Lineage: Eukaryota; Metazoa; Chordata; Aves; Passeriformes; Passeridae
Product: C-C motif chemokine 3-like
Exons: 3
Coding region: 38-313 (91 amino acids)
Biological process (GO): immune response; G protein-coupled receptor signaling pathway; cellular response to interleukin-1
Cellular component (GO): extracellular region
Molecular function (GO): chemokine activity; CCR chemokine receptor binding
Source: RefSeq, a predicted model, not a curated record
UCCAGCUCCUCUCACAGAACCCACAGCCCGCAGCACCAUGAAGGUCCUGGCAGCCACCCUGGCCACUCUGCUCCUCCUGGCCUCCUGCUCCUCAACUGAGGGUCACCUCGAUGGUGUCCCCAGCAUCUGCUGCUUCAGCUACCAGAAGCAGCCCAUCCCUCGGCGCCGCGUCAGCUCCGUCUUCAUCACCAGCAGCUCCUGCAGCCAGCCGGGUGUGAUUGUGGUCACCCAGAAGAAGAAGCAGCUGUGUGCAGAUCCAAAGGCAGCAUGGGUGCAGGAGCUCCUGAAGGACUUCCAGAGCCGGGAGAACUGAGCCUUCCCUGCUGACAGCCACAAUGCCACCCCUGCACAGCUUCCAGCCUCAGGCACAACAGAGAGGAUUUGACCCCCAGCCUUCUUCAACGGGGAAAAUUAUUUUAUUUAACUUAUUUAAGUUAAACUAAAUAUUGUUUUUCUAAGCAUUAUUUUAAAA